AUGAGCGUCAACCCAUGUGGUAUGCACCCCAUGUUCGCGUUAGACGUUCCAGCUCCCUUCCCUGACCCACACAAAAAAGAGAAAGAGGCGCCCCCUGCAAGGAUCAUCUCUCCAACUAGCUUUAAAGCAUCCCGUUCGCUGGCCCUGAGACGACUCCGGCUCCAGCUCCAGCUCCAGCUCCAGCUCCAGCUCCAGUCCUUGCUCCCGCUCCAGCUUCAGCUUCAGCUCCAGCCCAAGUCCUUGCUCCAGUUACAGUUGCAGUUCCGCCUCGCAGCCGACCGCCAACCAUCAUCAUACUGUCCUUUCUUCGCCGUCGCCGCGAGCUGA
This is a messenger RNA of Colletotrichum graminicola M1.001, 327 nucleotides long. RefSeq lists its product as uncharacterized. Lineage: Eukaryota; Fungi; Ascomycota; Sordariomycetes; Glomerellales; Glomerellaceae. Bases 1 to 327 code for a protein of 108 amino acids. The transcript is spliced from 2 exons. The record is from RefSeq and is a predicted model, not a curated record.